Messenger RNA from Hibiscus syriacus, 825 nucleotides. RefSeq lists its product as uncharacterized. The transcript has a single exon. Lineage: Eukaryota; Viridiplantae; Streptophyta; Magnoliopsida; Malvales; Malvaceae. Bases 40 to 825 code for a protein of 261 amino acids. Gene Ontology annotation, molecular function: short-chain carboxylesterase activity; monoacylglycerol lipase activity. The record is from RefSeq and is a predicted model, not a curated record.
UCAAAUUUUCAUUUUCCCAAAGAGGAAAAAAAUAAAUAAAUGAGCCUCUAUUCCAGUUACACCACCAGCCUCCGUCUAACGCCCAACCGCUCCAACGACUUCUUCUUUUGCUCCCCACAAAGCACUUUCCGCAUCCGCGAAUUUCGCGUUUUCAGACGACGACGCCGUUUCAAGCUUUCCCGCUCCAACCCCGCUCUCCAAAGCCAAUUCAAUUUCUCUUUCGAUAACAACCUUUUCCAGAACCUUUCCUCCCUCGAUUUUCUUGCUCCGGUUUUGAGUCUAACUUCCGGCCUCGCUCUUUAUUUGUCGUCGCGGUUGAAUUUAGCAUCCGGAGAUCGAAACAAUGCCUGCGAAAUUGGGGAGUGGGUUCUGUUCACCAGUCCGGCACCGUUUAAUCGCUUCGUCGUCCUCGGAUGCCCCUCCAUAUCCUCCGAAGGGAGUGAGCUGAGGGACGAUGUGAACGAGAGGCUGGUGAAGGAAGAUAGACAUUUCGUGAGGCUAGAUAGCGGGAGGAUGAUACGGGCGAGUAGAAACAGAGGAGAGGAGCCGAGUGAGUUGGAAUACCAGAGAGUUUGUAUAAACACGGAGGAUGGGGGUGUCGUUUCAAUUGAUUGGCCGGCGAAUUUAGACUUGAGCAAAGAACAUGGAUUGGACACGACGGUUCUGGUGGUCCCGGGAACGGCGGAGGGUAGUAUGGACAAGAAGGUCAAGGCGUUUGUUAAGGACGCUGUUUUUUGUGGGUUCUUUCCGGUUGUUAUGAAUCCUAGAGGUUGCGCUAGCUCACCACUCACCACUCCGCGGUAUGUUGUUGAGUUCUGGAAGUGA